Molecule: messenger RNA, 1207 nt
Organism: Frankliniella occidentalis (western flower thrips)
Lineage: Eukaryota; Metazoa; Arthropoda; Insecta; Thysanoptera; Thripidae
Product: ADP-ribosylation factor-like protein 3
Exons: 4
Coding region: 77-754 (225 amino acids)
Cellular component (GO): cytoplasm; microtubule cytoskeleton
Molecular function (GO): GTP binding; GTPase activity
Source: RefSeq, a predicted model, not a curated record
UCAAAACAAAUGCACAACGAGCAAACAACUUGCUAACAAGCAGAAGACAAGCAGAAGAUAAUCUGUCACUUGCAAAAUGUGGGAAUCCCAAUAUUUGCCUUCCAGUACGAAACGCAUCGUGAUUUUGGGCUCAGGUGUUGUAGCGCUGUCUAUUUGUGCCUACUCAGCGUAUAAGUUCUGGAAGCAAUACAGUCAGAGCAUUGACGAAGGAUUUGAAGAUGCUUCGCGAAUUGAAGAUCGGAUUCAAGUCGUUCGUGUAUUAGUCAUCGGCCUUGACCGAGCUGGUAAAAGCGCACUCAUCUCUCAGUUACUCAAUUUACCAGUGGAAGAGGACAUGCCAACACAAGGCUCCAAACUAUCUAUGGCAGAAAUAGGGAAAAGGGCAUAUAGUAUUUGGGAAGUUGGGGGCGGUGAGAAGUACCGUAAGUCAUGGACACAUUUUGUCCAAGACACAAACCUAGUGAUGUUUGUUGUUGAUUCAACAGACAAAAAGCGCUUUCAGCUGGCAAGUAGUGAAUUAAAGAAUAUUCUUGCUGAUGAAAGACUGAAUGGCAUACCCUUAAUAGUAGUAGCUAACAAACAGGAUCUGCCUGGGGCUGUGGAGGCUUUGGAACUUUUUAAAACUUUAGAUCUGAGCACUAUUUGCAGUAAUCAUCUAACUACCUGUGUGCCAAUGGCAUUUGAUAAAAGUUCAAAAACUCCACAUUUUUACCUGGACAGGAUUAGGUUUGCCAUCAAGGACAUGGUGGAAUAGAAAAUAGAAUUCUUUUUUUAAUUAUAAUUAUUAGAUUCUUACCUAUUUAUUUACAUUCUUCAUAUUUAGGAAACUUUCUUCCUAAUCAUUAAUUACAAUAAUCCUGAAGACAUUUAGGAGCAGUCUUCACACACAGGAAAACUUGCUUGUUGCUUGCCUUAAAUUUGAAAGGUUGCAAAUUUCACAUCAUGGCUUAUAACUUACAGAUUAACAUGUUGAAAUAUGAGCCACAGCUGAUUUAAGCAAUGAUCUCAAGCAGUUUAUCGUCAUAAUUUAAUAUUUUUGCAACUCUAUUUGCUAUAUCAAACAUUUCAAAAAAUAAAUAAAAAUCAAUUGCUUUGAUCUCAUUACUAUGUAAUUCUUAAUUGAUGUGGAUUCUUUGACUCUUCAUUCUUUACAUAACCAUACAAUUAAACUUCGCAGUAAGAAAAAUAAAAAAAUAUUAAAACAUAA